AUGACUUUGGAUGAUUUCGAAAAAGAGCUGGCUGCAAGUCAGAAGAAAAGGGAGCGAGAGAAAAGCAAGGAAACGCAUCAGGAGAAACGCCAGGACCAGGACCGGGACCGCGACCGACACAGACAUAGAGACAAAGAUAGGGAUAGAUAUCGGGACAGGGAAAAGAAUAGGGACAGGGCCAAUGACAGAAAUCGAGAAAGAGACAAAGAUAGGCACUCCUCUCACCACCACAGCCGUCGCCAUCACUCCUCCCGACACAGCAAUUACCAAGACGAAAAUGAAAACGGACACAGACACAAACGCUCCCGCCACUCCAGCAGCAACGGCGAUGGGAACAACGAACGUUCGCAGAAACACGGGUCUAGGCACGAAGAGAGUGGGAAAGCGGGAGAGCCGGAUCUGUUGACCUCACAUAUAUCUCCACUACCAAUUCGUAAAGAAGAGCCUACAGGACUACAGCGCGAUUCAUGGAUGGAAGCCCCCUCCGCACUGGAUAUAGACUACGUUCAGCGCCCCAAGCCUAAGCAGUCAGAACCAUCAACAAAACGUAUGCUGCAGGUGGAUUACGAGCUUAAAUUGCAUGAAAGAGAGCUUAAUCGCCAUUUACAUGAUAUCAACGAAGAGGGAGAACCGGAGCCUAAUAGCAAAGAUGCGGUUGUGCCGGCUAAACAUGACGUGGACUAUACUUUUGGUGAUGCUGGUUCUCAAUGGCGGAUGACGAAACUGAAAGCUGUAUACAGGCAGGCGAAGGAAACGGGGGCAAGGGUUGAGGAUGUUGCUAUUGAGCGAUUUGGGGACCUGCGUUCUUUCGACGAUGCGAGGGAGGAGGAAAUUGAGCUGGAGAGGAGGCAGACUUAUGGUGAGGACUAUGUUGGCAAAGAGAAGCCCAGUGGUGAGCUUUAUCGAGAAAGAAAACUCGACAGGGGUUUGAAGGAGAAAGAAGAACGGCAAACUCGCAAAGAAGACGAGGAUCCAAGCGGUUUCCAGUUGCACUCAAGGCAAUCUGUUGAAUCCGGGCCUCUAAUUCCACAGCAGACGAAACAGCUCGAUUCUACGGAUCUAAAUAGGCUCAAGGCACAGGUGAUGAAAGCAAAGCUACGGAAGGCGCCGAAUGUGGCGGAAUUAGAGGCGGAAUAUAAUGCUGCAAUUGCAUCUAUGGCGAAUCGAAAGGAUCCUGAUCUGGUGGUCCUUGGUGUGAUGGACAAUAGGCUGCUCGCUGGAGGGGAACGGCGAGAAGUUAAACCAGUGGAUACGAAGAGAGGAAAUGAAAGAGGCCAAGUGCAGGAAAAUGAAGAUAUGACCAUUGAAGAUAUGGUGCGAGAGGAGCGUAGGACCCGUGGUCAGGCUGGAGGUGAAGGACAGCGGUUUGCGGAGAGGAUUGCGAAAGAUGCAAAAUUCGAUAAUGAUCUUGAGUAUAUGGACGAGAAUGCCGCGAAGCUCGCCAAACGCGUACAAAAAUCAGAUAUCAACAUAAAAAAUACCGCGAUCAAUGAAUUCCAAAAGAUGAACCGUAUCCUUGAUAGCUGCCCACUCUGCUACCACGAAGACACAGAAACGCCUCCCCUCGCCCCCGUGGUGUCAUUGGCAACGAGAGUAUAUCUCACUCUCCCCACAGAACCCGAGCUCUGUGAGGGGAGCGCCUGCAUCGUCCCGAUACAACACCGGAGCAAUCUCCUCGAAUGCGACGACGACGAAUGGGAGGAGAUCCGAAACUUCAUGAAAAGCCUGACGCGCAUGUAUCACGAUCAGGGGCGAGAUGUGAUCUUCUAUGAGAACGCAGCACAACCACAACGCCGUCGCCACGCCGCGAUGGAAGUCGUUCCUCUCCCCUACGCUCUUGGCGAGACCUCCCCAGCUUUCUUCAAGGAAGCCAUUCUCGCCGCUGACGAGGAGUGGACGCAGCAUAAGAAAUUGAUCGACACCCUGGCACAGGCGCGCGCGGGAAUGGGGAAGUUAGCCUUCCGCCGCACCAUUGCGAAGGAGAUGCCGUAUUUUCACGUAUGGUUUGAAUUGGAUGGCGGGCUGGGGCAUAUUGUGGAGGAUACCAAUCGGUGGCCACGUGGGGAUCUGUUUGCCAGGGAAGUUAUAGGUGGUAUGCUGGAUCUGGAGCCGGAUAUAAUUAAACGGCAAGGACGGUGGCGCAAGGGAACUGAUGGGAGAGUUGAUGGGUUUAAAAAACGGUGGAGGAAGUUUGAUUGGACAAAAAUGUUGACGGAAGGAUGA
This is a messenger RNA of Histoplasma capsulatum G186AR, 2223 nucleotides long. RefSeq names its product complexed with Cdc5 protein Cwf19. Gene Ontology annotation, biological process: mRNA splicing, via spliceosome. NCBI's taxonomy places the organism in Eukaryota, Fungi, Ascomycota, Eurotiomycetes, Onygenales, Ajellomycetaceae. The record is from RefSeq and is a predicted model, not a curated record. The transcript has 2 exons. Gene Ontology annotation, cellular component: post-mRNA release spliceosomal complex. Bases 1 to 2223 code for a protein of 740 amino acids.